Drosophila subobscura is the source of this 2590-nucleotide messenger RNA. Its product is annotated as transmembrane protease serine 9. The coding region runs from base 589 to 2529 and encodes 646 amino acids. Gene Ontology annotation, biological process: proteolysis. The transcript has 5 exons. The record is from RefSeq and is a predicted model, not a curated record. Lineage: Eukaryota; Metazoa; Arthropoda; Insecta; Diptera; Drosophilidae. Gene Ontology annotation, molecular function: serine-type endopeptidase activity.
GGUUCCUGUCUGGCUGGUGGGCAAAGGAAACGGAGGUGUUACUGGAACUAGUUUAGAUGUGUCGACUCCGUGAUCAGCGGUAGUUGUCAUCAUUGCGUUUGGCGUCGCGUGUGUCCGCCCCAGUCCGGCCCAAUAAGUUGGCCAAAAGCGAACCAGUGAAGGAAAACGCGCUAAGAAUUGACAUUUCGGCUGGCGUCGCUGUCGCAGACGCUGUUGCUGUUGCUGCUUCUGCUGCUGCUGUCGUGUGGCAGAAAAGUUGUUAACCAAACCACAGAGACAACUGUUGCCUCAGAAGCGAUCGGACCUUACUACCCAGCAGACGGUCCUGCCUGUCUAACGCACGAGACCAAGACCGAAACCGAGAUCGAGAACUUCGUCUUCGUCUUUGCCGUCGUAGUCGCAGCCGUGAAUGCCAUCGGGGCAACGUGCCUGGCAUUCCAAAAGAAAUUCCGAGUCGCGAUUCGUUGUUGCGGUUCUAUAAACGAUAUAGCAGACAAGUUAUAUAUGGUAUCCUCAGUUCAAAACGAAAACAAAUUGGGAAGAUAACAGCAACAAAAACAGCAGCAAAAAACAAAAACAACAACGAAAAUGUUUGCAUUUUUGCGGAUUUUAUUACUUUGUGUGCAUUUGCUGCAUUUUAAAAUAAUCUCGGGAGUGGAUCUGGAUCUGCAAGAGGCAUUUGGCGGUGCAGGAGCAGCAACAGGGGCACCUGCGGUGUGGCAGAAUGUUGAAAUCAAGGCGGCGCCCCAGGCAGGAUCUGCCUUGGUCAAUGCCACAGUGGAGCAGCAACUUGGAGUGUCUGUGGAAGAUCCCUCGUCACCCAGCCUGGAUCGGAGACAGCGUCAACUCUUCUUCGAUCCGACGCUCUUUCUCCUGCAGGGCGGCAUGGGCGGACUUGGCGGCCUGGGCGCCAUUGGUGCCUCUGGUGGAUGGGAGGGUUCCAAGUGCCUUACGAGUCAGGGUCAGCCCGGAGCUUGUGUCCGCAUCAACAACUGCCGACAGUACUAUCGGGUGGCCCGACAGCUGACGUUCAUAUCGCUGCGGCAGUGGCCACAGCAACCCCAGCAAAACCUCGGCUUGGGCGGAAACCUCUGCAACUUCUUCGACCAGCUUGGACGCAUCAACAAUGGCAUCUGCUGCACGGACAUGGAUGCCAACACAUUCGGAGUGUUUCCCUUGCCUACCCCAACGACAACAGAGAAACCUUCACCGGUAGCCGAUGAGGGAGAUAAAGUGGAUGAGCCCGAGGAGGAGCCUGUCAAUGUGGAUCAGCCAGCUGACGAACCACAUCCGGAGGAUCCCAUUGAUAAUGUUAACAGUGUGGAGGACACGCCGGACUUUCAGGAUGUAAACACAAUCGAGGCAAAUGCUCCAGAACCCGAACCCGAACCCGAACGGGAGGCGGAACCAGAUGUAGAGACGAUACCUGUGUCAGCCACACCUGUCUACCCGUACCAGUGGCCAUUUGGUUCAUUUGCAGGAGGCCCCGUGGCUCAGUGGCCACCACCACUGCCCACACAUCCACCUACAACUGGCGGCUGGCCGCCACCGCUGCCCACGCAUCCGCCCAACCAUCACUAUCCGACGCAUCCCGCGACGGCCGGAGUGCCCAGACCCACCACAGUGCCCAGCACCAAGCGUACGACUCCAAGACCCGCCGCCAGGCCUACCACCACCAAGCGUCCCACCUAUCCAAGCUAUCCGGUGACCUCGACGACCACGCGACGUCCAGUGAGCGGCUCCAGUGCCGAGGGCUUGCCGCUGCAGUGUGGCAACAAGAAUCCUGUGUCGCCGGAUCAGGAACGCAUUGUGGGCGGAAUCAACGCCAGUCCGCACGAAUUUCCCUGGAUAGCGGUGCUCUUCAAGUCGGGCAAACAGUUCUGUGGCGGCAGUCUGAUAACCAACAAUCACAUCCUCACAGCAGCUCAUUGUGUGGCACGCAUGACCUCGUGGGAUGUGGCGGCAUUGACUGCCCACCUGGGUGACUAUAAUAUUCGAACGGACUUUGAGGUGCAGCAUGUGUCGCGCCGCAUCAAACGACUCGUGCGGCACAAGGGUUUCGAGUUUAGCACACUGCACAAUGAUGUGGCCAUUCUAACGCUCAGUGAGCCUGUGCCCUUCACACACGAGAUUCAACCAAUUUGCCUGCCCACAUCGCCGUCCCAGCAGUCGCGCUCGUACAGCGGCCAAGUGGCCACGGUUGCCGGCUGGGGCAGUCUGCGGGAGAACGGACCACAGCCGUCGAUACUGCAGAAGGUGGACAUACCCAUUUGGGCGAAUGCCGAGUGUGCUCGUAAGUACGGACGUGCAGCGCCAGGUGGCAUCAUCGAGUCGAUGAUUUGUGCUGGCCAGGCCGCCAAGGAUUCCUGCAGCGGCGACUCUGGUGGUCCCAUGAUAAUCAACGAUGGCGGACGUUACACUCAGGUGGGCAUCGUUUCGUGGGGCAUUGGCUGUGGCAAGGGUCAAUAUCCGGGCGUCUAUACGCGUGUCACGUCGCUGCUGCCCUGGAUCUACAAGAAUAUCAAAUAAAUCUAGUAUUUCGAUUAGUCUAAGACGUGAUAUGUAAUAAAUCGACAAAAAAGUUAACGAA